Athalia rosae (coleseed sawfly) is the source of this 3243-nucleotide messenger RNA. RefSeq names its product transmembrane protein 164. Lineage: Eukaryota; Metazoa; Arthropoda; Insecta; Hymenoptera; Athaliidae. The coding region runs from base 653 to 1570 and encodes 305 amino acids. The record is from RefSeq and is a predicted model, not a curated record. The transcript has 6 exons.
GGGACUGCCCCUGCGCCGGCCUCGGCUCUUUCGGGUCGCGAAUUGGAGCUGGUUUGUAUUGUUUAACAAUAUUGUUUGGAUAUUACUCGACGACGAUAGUGUAUCCUGCGUACCUGCCUGGCGGGUUGGUUCGUCACACCAUUGAUCUUCCGUGGCGUUGUUGAAUCUAUUCCGUGAAUCGUGAGUGAAUUGCGAAGAAAAGUUCCGGAUAAAUUGAACCGUAAAUCUGAAUAUUGACUGUACAUGGAAGCUCAGAUCUUCACAUGGAAUGUGCUUUGCCGUCAGUGCAAGUUCAGUACUGUUAAAAAAUGACGGGAAACUGGAACAGACUGAUUAAAUCUGACGUUUAAACUUCAUAGCCUUACGUACGUACGUCUUCAUGAAUUUUGAAGUAUUGUCGUACGAAAGUCUUGUAUUAAAAUCCAGAUGUUCUUUUUUAAUUAAUCGCGCGGCUUCAAUCUCGCACAAUGCACAAUAAGAUUGAUUCAUUUCAUGUUUCUACCCUUCUCCAAAUAUCGUCUAAAUCACAUGCUUCAUUCACUUAGUUCAACACUUGAUGAAUUUGUUUGGGAAAUGAGUUGUCAAUGCCGUUGCACUAGCAACCGGUAGACAGGUCUAUUCGACUAAUUUUGCUUUCAAGGUUCAGUUCAACAUGUUGGAGUGGGCGUAUAGCGGUGUCAAUAGUUCUGUUCCUCGCAAUGUUGGACCAAAAUGCGCAGAAUAUUUAACACCUACACGGAGGGUCAUCGAGACGCUAAUAGCCACAAUUCUAGUUACUUUUGCUAUUUCUUGGGGACUUAAGCGAAUAACGCUACCAAAGUCAACGCUUUACGUGAAUCAGGACAGACUUGGAAAACGGAUAUUGUUGAUAUUUAUGUCACUGAUAUUGGGCAUGGAAAUUGGCUUCAAAUUCUCCAGCAAGACUGUAAUUUAUUUAUUGAAUCCUUGUCAUGUUACGACAAUGAUGCAGUUGUACUUGUUAGCAGCGGAACCUAGCCAGGCUGUCACUGCUAUAUUCAGAAUACAUUUAAAUUUAUUAAAUGGUCCACUUCUUGCCUAUCUUUUUCCCGAAACAGCAUCUAGACAAAUAUUCGUGGAUAAGGCUAUAUACUAUAUCCAGCAUGGAUUGAUGGUUGUCAUUCCAUAUUAUCUACUUCGGGUUGGAGGAGUCUACAAUGUGGAGCCAUUAUCUGAUCUUAGUUGGUCUGUGCUGAGCUAUGGAUUGAACCUGGCAUAUCACUUUUGGGUUCUCCAAGCAUUUGCACUGCCCGCGCAGGUCAAUCUGAAUCACAUGCUCUGCCCAGCUGUCUUGGACCCUUUUGAAGGUCCAAAUUAUCGAGUAUGGGCAACCAUUCAUCAGUUUCUGCUUUGUCCUAUUCUAUGUAAACUAUUUUGUGUCGCAUCUAACUUUCUGCUCACGCAAUUCCCUGUAACCAGGGUUGAGAAGUGGAAUCAGAUUCCUAUUGAUCGUCCGAUAACGGAGGAGGUGUUACCAUGCAAACAAAUAGCAAUCGCCAGAGAUUCUACACCUCAGACAGGUUGGGAAAAUGGUCACACCCAUGUAGACUAAUCAAGGUUUUUUUUUUCAGAAUGACUUUUAACUAGGUGCAAUGCAACAACGUUGCGUCAAUCGUAUUUUUUUAUUUUAUGACUUAGAGAUUUCUCCAUGAUGUAAUGAUAUAUGCUGUAUUCGUAACCGCAGAAUCUCAACAAUCAGUUUUUAGCCCAUACCUAAUAUAGGUGAUGCACAUGAACUGCAUGUGAAACAAACUGUCUACAUAGACCGGUUCGAUGAUAGAUACGUGAUGUACAUUGUACAUGUUCAGACGUACUGUAAAAGCGUUAUUGUUAUAGGGACAAAAAAUUGUGAAGUACUGAUAUUUUGAUUUGUUAUUCAUGUAUGUAUAGUUACUGGCGAUACAGUAACAGCUGCAGGAUGUAAGGUGGGUUUAAGAAAAUAUUCGUUAUACUCAAUAACUAACAUUGGGUUUGACAAAUAAUUGAACUAUCUCCUUGUAUAGAAUCUCUAUUCAGUAGCUUUUAUGCUGCAAAACUGGAUAUUUCUACUUAUGUAAGUAGUAGUCAGUCAAUAAUUUGACAUUAGCAAAUCACUUGCAACGAUAACGACCCUGAUUUUGUGGUCACUUUUCAUCUACAUUUCUCACGAUAUAUAAGGUUGUUGAACUAAAACUAGGUAUAAUUGUGCUAUACUGGUCCGUGCUAUAUUGUCCUGUGAUUGCCAUCCAAGCGUAUAUUUUUUUAACAUUUUUCGGACGUAGACACUGACAGAAAUUAAAAAUAAUUCAUUGCAAAUUACCUCAAUUUUUGCAGCGGUACAGUAAUUUAUACGCUUUUAAGAUCUGUUAUUUUUUUGGGAUACAUAUAAAGUGGUAUAUUUAGAAUUCGGUACCCUAAGCUUGCUGAAUGUAAGCUUAGCUUGAAAAAUAAGAUGAAGCGGUUAUCGAUGAAUAUUCCAAGAUUUCUAGCCAAUAGUAAAAGUUGAAUUAUUACCUUCACCCAAAUUAUGCAUGGCAAAUACACCAUAUUCAAUACGUAGCAAUGAGUUCCAUACUCUAUGUUACUCUUUAUGUUCCGCCCGAAUGCUGUUUUUUCACAAUCUCCUUCAAUCAAUGGCGAUAUGUUCCUAUCGAUUGGUCAAGUUGACGAUUGUAAAAUUUCAAUGUCCGAAAUUCAGGUAUAAAUAUGAUCAUUGAACAUUGGAAUGUAACUUGUUUAAGUAUAUCGCCAGUAGAUAUAAUUGACAAGUUCUUUUUUUUAAUUCAUUCAAUCUAGAUUAGUUAUUUGGCAACAAUUAGAAACCAUUGUCAUUGGCUAGAAUGAAUAUAUGAGUAAAUUAUUAUUCGAUACGCACUUUUCUAGACAUCAGCUUUAUUCUUUGUUACUUCUGCUGUUGGAAGUCAGUUUAAAUUGCCAGAUAAUUGUAAAGUCUUAUUACCAUAUAACGCAGGUGAUCGAAGUGACAUUGUACCAAAGAAUACAAAGGUAAAUAGUAAUAAAACAAAAUAAAUAUCGAUCAAAUGUAUGUUGUGCAAGUUCAUGCGCUUUUAUGAACUCAUGGCACACGCGUAUUUAAAACAUUCGUAGGGAUAAAAUAUUCUUAAACAAUUCUCUCUCAAUUUACGAGUUAGUACCUAAGAUUGUAAAUUGGUCUUCAGCAGGAACAAAGCAGCAAUCGGUUCAUGGAAUCAAUAAAAUCUCCCUAGAUGUUUUUUUAAAAUGAAA